Austrofundulus limnaeus is the source of this 1377-nucleotide messenger RNA. Its product is annotated as myelin-associated glycoprotein. Gene Ontology annotation, biological process: lipid metabolic process; intracellular signal transduction. NCBI's taxonomy places the organism in Eukaryota, Metazoa, Chordata, Actinopteri, Cyprinodontiformes, Rivulidae. The transcript is spliced from 11 exons. Gene Ontology annotation, molecular function: phosphatidylinositol-4,5-bisphosphate phospholipase C activity. The record is from RefSeq and is a predicted model, not a curated record. Bases 1 to 1146 code for a protein of 381 amino acids.
AUGGACAAAGACAAGAAGAUGCUUGUGUUAUUUGUGCUUCUGGCAGGUGUUUGCAGCCUUGUGUCUUGUGGAGUGUGGAAGGCCAGUGUAGUACAACGUAUGGAAGCCCUGGUAUCCUCUUGUGCUGUGGUGCCAUGUUCAUUCAGCCAUCCUGGAGGAGAGCUGCCUUCUUCCAGACUCAGAGGCAUCUGGCAUCGUAGUGCAGAUAAAAAGCAAAUCAUCUACCACGAAGAUGCAUCAAAGAUCUUGGACAGCUUUAAGGAACGAACAAAGCUUUUGGGAAGACUGGGUCAGAACAACUGCACCCUAGAAAUAACGCAAGUUAAAGAUCACGACAACGGCCCUUUCUGUUUCCGGAUUGAACUGGUUAAAACAGACGACAACAAUCCCACUACAGACAUGUUCUCCUUUGUUGAGUCUUGUGUUGGUUUCUCGAUGCUUCAUGAGCCUCCAAAACCUAAACUGGGAUCGUCUAAGAUGGCCAAAACUGGAAAAGCUUACACAGUCCCGUGUUCAGUUCGCCACACGUGUUCCUCACACAUGCCUAAACUGACGUGGAAUAAGGGAACCAGAGACGAGAUCACUGAGAUUCAUAAAGAACUGAGUUUAGGGGUCUGGGAGACAGAGUCCAUCUUAACGUUUUUUCCUCAGGAUUCGGAUGAUGGCACUGAGCUGACCUGCACAGCAGCGUUUCAUGGAGGGGUGCAAUCCCAAACAAGUUUAACACUCAACGUCAAACAAACUCUAAACCAUAACCACAUCAUCAUUCCUGUUGUGGUGGCGGUGGGUACUGCUCUGGUUUUUGGAGGCCUCUGCAUUUUUAUGAUGAAGAAAUACAAGACACGCAUUGCCGAGCUUCAAAACCAGGAUGGCAGCAUGUGGAACCGGAUGUCCAGAAUGUCUCGCAGGCUUCGCUCUGGGGGAAGGACCACAGCUGGGGGACCAUCUCAAUCUGAGCAAAGGAGGCCUCCACGGGACAAUAGGGACACAGGUUAUUGUAAAAAUAAUGCACAUGGUGAACAAAAACUCAAUAAACCUCGUUUACCAUCCCCAAAAAGCCAGCAGAAGUCCUACGAUUACAACAAGGAUAACGAUGACGAUGACUACAUGAACACGGCAGAUCUUAGCAUCUACGGAAAUGUGUGAAAAAUUCAGUUUUUAAUCAAUAAGACAUGCAGCCUUUUUAUUAAUGAUCAUCACUUAUUAUCAGCUAGCUAGAGAUUUCUUUACAAUUAAAUGUUUGAUUCAUUGCACAGGGUCAUAGCUUUCAGCUUGGUCCUUUAUCUUAUUUUUCCAUCUUGUCAGCACUCCAGAAAUACGGUAGAUCAGCAAUAGAUAACUUAUUAUUUAUAGGUUUUUAAAAUAUUAGAGAUUUUA